AUGGUGAAGCCAAGUCGUCCUGGUGGCGUUAUUGAGGAUACAACUGCCAAACAUAUAUUUGAUAGGAUAGGGAAGAAAGUGCACGGAAAAGCAGAAAGGGAUGCAGAACAAUAUAGAAAUCAAUUGAAGGGAACUUUAUCAGAAGCAACAUAUCCAAAUGAUAAAUAUCCUAAUAGAACAACACCAUCAAAAGCAUGCGAUCUUGAUUAUAAUUUUCAUACUAAUGUUACUAGUAAUGUAAUUGAUCCGUGCGACAAAAGAUCAAGAGAACGGUUUUCGGAUACAAAAGGAUCAGAAUGUACUAGAAGUAAAAUAAAAGAUAGUAUAAACAAUAAUGAAGGAGGAUGUGCUCCUUUCAGACGAUUGCACGUAUGCGACAAAAAUCUCGAACAGAUAAAUCCUGAUAAAGUAACAAAACAUAAUUUAUUGGUAGAUGUGUGCAUGGCAGCAAAAGAGGAAGGGGCUUCAAUAAGAGGCUAUUAUGCACAAUAUGAUGCAAAAUAUCCUUCUUCUGGUUCUACAAUAUGUACUGCUUUGGCUCGAAGUUUUGCUGAUAUAGGAGACAUAAUACGAGGAAAAGAUCUAUAUCGUGGUAAUAAUGGAAAAGAUAAAUAAGAAAAAAAAUUAAAAGAAUAUUUC
Molecule: messenger RNA, 639 nt
Organism: Plasmodium reichenowi
Lineage: Eukaryota; Apicomplexa; Aconoidasida; Haemosporida; Plasmodiidae
Source: the annotation of a RefSeq genome assembly